Molecule: messenger RNA, 1427 nt
Organism: Punctularia strigosozonata HHB-11173 SS5
Lineage: Eukaryota; Fungi; Basidiomycota; Agaricomycetes; Corticiales; Punctulariaceae
Exons: 4
Coding region: 324-1427 (367 amino acids)
Cellular component (GO): cytosol
Molecular function (GO): aldose reductase (NADPH) activity
Source: RefSeq, a predicted model, not a curated record
CUAACCACCACCAUUCACCAGCUUCAGUGGCUGCCUGCCUUGUUCUGGACGCGCGGGGGCGGCCUGCGUUCAUCGGUACAUUCGAGAAACCUCUCCGCAACCCAUCGCGUCCUUUCGCAGAUCUCUGCGCGCCCAGUACUCUGUCCCGAAUGCCGCCCUGUGCCGUCGCCUUUUCCGGAGCAUACAUGGGACUCUUCCAGACGCCACCUCCGCCUCGACGCAUCAACUCGCGCGCAUAGAAGACCUCAACCUGACGUCAUGGACGCCCCACUAAACGCCCAUACUCCCCGCGCGAGUGCCAGCCGUGCUCAUCAUCCUCCGCCAUGAACCACCCGGACGAAAAGCUGCCGCUACACUACUCAAGCCCGAUCGAAUCGUCGCGACCGGAGGACGGGCCCGCUGUGCGCGACGUCUCGCUGGCCUGCCGCUGUCUGGCAGCGGGCCUUGUCAGCUACGCGCUUUACGUCGCCUACGCCUCCUCGCGUGCCUCCCAGUCGGAGCUUCCGACCCACUUUGCGCUGCCUUCCGGCUCCCAGAUCCCCGCCGUCGCCCUAGGCGUUUGGCGUGCAAAACCCGACGAGGUCAUCUCCCCCGUUCAAACAGCUCUUGCCGCCGCUUACCGCCACAUCGACGACGCCUGGGCCUAUCACAACGAAGCCGCCGUCGGGCGCGCCGUCAACGCCUCCUUCGUCGACCGCUCCCAGAUCUGGAUCACCACCAAACUCUGGAACGAGUUUCACCACCCGGACGACGUCGAGGCCGCGCUCGACCGCUCGCUCAGCAAGCUUGGCACGGACUACGUCGACCUCUAUCUCAUGCACUGGCCCGUCGCGUUCAAGAAGGGCGAAACGCACGACGACGGGUCGCCUGUCAUCGACGAAGCGCUCACCGCGGAUCCGUACCCGACGUGGCAAAAGCUCGAAGAGAUGGUCGAAAAGGGGAAAGCGCGCAACAUCGGCGUUAGCAACUUCAACAUCCGCCGCAUGCAAAAUCUCACCGCUAACCCGCUCAAGAUACGCCCGGCCGUGAACCAGGUCGAGCUCAACCUCUUCAAUCCCCAGCCAGACCUUCUCGCUUGGGCACGCGCGAACCACCUCCUUCUCGAGGCCUACUCUCCCCUCGGCUCCCAAGACCGCGUGCGCGAUUCGCUCUCCCACCCGGCCGUGCGAGACGUCGCGCAGGGGCUGGGCAUCACACCGGCGCAGGUCGUGCUCUCGUGGCACGUCCAGCGCGGCACCGUCGUUCUCCCCAAGUCGGUCACCCCCGCUCGCGUCGUCGAAAACCUGCAAGUGACGAGGUUACCUCCUUGGGCGUUCGAGAAGAUCGAGAGCGCGGCGAACGCCCACCAGCCGGAGCGUACCAACAACCCGAGCAAGGACUGGGGCCUCGGAUACGACCUCUUCGAUGAUGAUCCCUACGACGAUUAA